GCCACUAUCAAUUGGCUGUGAACUGGUGUGGGAUCAGGGAACUAUCACUACUGGCAUGGGAAACGAGGAGUUGGUGAUCGAACGAGCGGACCUCUUAGAGGUGACAGAGCCCAGUGCCGCUGAAGACGUUAACUGGAUCAAGCCGUUUGAGUUCCUCCGUCUCCAGCCACGCACUGCGUUGGUGAUCUUGAACCAGUCCAUUGGCGCCAUCAAUUUACUCAAGAUUUGGGGCAACACUGAGCUCCACGUGUGUGCCGACGGGGGAGCCAACCAGCUCUAUGAUUACUUCCAGGAUCCUGAAGCCAGAGCUCAGCACAUCCCCCAGUUCAUCGUGGGAGACUUCGACUCCUUGCGAACAGACGUUAAGCACUACUACUCAGACAGGGGUGCUGUCGUUGUGGAGCAACAGACCCAGUACUCCUCGGACUUCAUGAAGGCUGCCUUGGUGGUCAGACUCUACUUUUUGCUGGAUUCCGUGAGGCAAUCGCUCUACGACGAAAUCGACACUUACAACGGUCUUGCUGAAAUGGCAGAGAAAGCACAGGCUUCGAACUCCGAGGAAACCACCCGUAUCUACUACUUGGGCGGAAUUGGUGGCAGGUUCGAUCAGACGGUCCAGUCAAUCAGCCAGAUGUACUCCAUGAACGAGUCCACUCCCUAUAUCCAGCAGUUCUUCAUCACCAACGACGACAUAAUUUUUUUGGCCAAGAAGGGCAAGAACUACGUGUCGUACGGAAAUAAGAACCAGUUCCACACCAGUACGUUGCCGUGUUGUGGGUUGCUUCCUAUGGGCAACCGACCAGUGGUGUUGAACUCCUACGGGUUGAAAUACGACGUGGAAAAUUGGCACAGUCUCAUUGGAGGCAAGGUGAGCUCUAGCAACAGUGUUGCGGGCAUUUCCGGCUUUUACAUCGACACCAGCGAUGCAUUGGUAGUCAAUAUCGAGAUAGAGCAUGGUUGUCUCUAGAAAGCAUCACGUGAUAUUUCAUGCACACAAUCACCGGGCCUUGAAAAAAAUUCAAGGAGAGUGAACUCGCCAGACAUGUUUGGGGCCAGAACCAUGAUGCAAAGACUUCCAUUCACCGCGUUGCGGAUGCUUAGCAGCGUGGCCAGAGUGCCUCGCUUCACAGCUGCUCCUUUAGCGGCAAGAUUAUUUCCAUCUUCAGUCACAGUGACCACUCCACACACCAUGGUCUCCCACAUACAACCCGAGUUGAGUAUACUCGACAAGUUGCCCAUGAAUGCGUUCG
This is a messenger RNA of Suhomyces tanzawaensis NRRL Y-17324, 1250 nucleotides long. Its product is annotated as thiamine diphosphokinase. NCBI's taxonomy places the organism in Eukaryota, Fungi, Ascomycota, Pichiomycetes, Serinales, Debaryomycetaceae. The coding region runs from base 56 to 967 and encodes 303 amino acids. The record is from RefSeq and is a predicted model, not a curated record. The transcript has a single exon. Gene Ontology annotation, biological process: thiamine diphosphate biosynthetic process; thiamine metabolic process. Gene Ontology annotation, molecular function: thiamine diphosphokinase activity; thiamine binding; ATP binding.